Molecule: messenger RNA, 1569 nt
Organism: Rotaria sp. Silwood1
Lineage: Eukaryota; Metazoa; Rotifera; Eurotatoria; Philodinida; Philodinidae
Source: the annotation of a GenBank genome assembly
AUGAAUUCAUCAUGCCAUGUAAAUGCUAAUUCAAAUGUAAUUUUAUCAUUUUUUAUUUCUGGUUGUUUAUUUACAAUAAUUGGUAUUGUACUUAAUUUUUGUUUAUGUUUACUUUUUUGUCGUGCAAAAUCACUUUUUCAUACACCAUAUGCAGUAUUUAUAAUUGCUUUAUCAAUAGCUGAUAUUAUUAAAUUAACAGCUGAAUAUUUUUUACAUAUAUUAUAUUUUUAUAUUCAACAUCCAUAUUUUGUUUGUUCAAUAACAUGGUUUUUAACAAUGACUAGUGAAAAUACAUCUUAUGCAUUUCUUUGUGCUUUAGGUAUUGAACGUAAUUUAAAAGUAUGGACAAUAGAUCGUCGUUGUUUAAUAACUCGACGACAUGCAUAUAUAAUAACUAUCAUGAUUGUUUUAUUUGUUAUUAUUUAUGAUCAUCCAUUUCUUUUUUUUCCAUAUGAUGUAUCAUAUUGUUUUUUUAAAUUAUUUAAUCAAUUAAUAUUAUUUUCAUGUAAUAAUGCAUAUUAUAAUGUAUAUGGUUAUAAAUUUUCAUUAAUGAAUUUAUUAUUUAUUGAAAAUAUUGGUUUAAAUAAUUUAAUAUUACCUAUAUUUAUUAUAUCAAUAAAUAUAAGUUUAAUAAUUGGUUUACGUCGUCGUGCUUAUCAACGUCAACAUCGUUUAGGUCGAUCAAAAACUUAUGAUUGGAGAGAACGAAGUGUUAUACUUUAUAUGUUUCUUUCAAGUUUAACAUUUAUUUUUUUAACAUCACCUAUUGGAAUAUUAGGUGUUUGGGCAACAUUACAUGGUCAACAUAUACCAACAAAUAAUUUAGCACUUAUAUUAGAUUUAUUAGAAAUGAUUCAUCAUUGUUCACAUUUUCCUAUUUUAUUAAUGACAAGUUCAAUAAUUCGUAUAAAAACAUUUCAAAUAUUUUUUCAACCUCGUUUAUCAAGACAAAAUUCAUUUAAUACAUCAAGAGGACCAAUACGAAAACAUUUUCUUUCAAAAACGGCACAGAUUACUAAGCCAACAGCUUUUUUGAGCCGGAAUGGUCCACAAGUACAACCAUUAUUUUUAUUUAAACCUAUUCAAUAUUCAACACCAAAUAAUCUAUAUUUAAAUCGACCAGCUACUAUUAUUCGACCUAUACUUUCAUCAAAUGUUAAUUUACCAUUCAUUCGACCAUCACUUGUUCGCCCAACAAUUAUCCGACCUUCUCCACCAAGAAUAAUAAUACCAAAUGAAAAUUCAUUAAAUGAAAUUGAUUCAAUAACUACUCAAAGAAAAACACCUAUUAGAAUAUCAUCAACACCUGAAUUAUUAUCAUCAUCAUCACCAUCAAUUCAAACAUUAUCAUCAAUUAAUUCUAAUCAUGAAGAAAUUCAAGAAAAAAAAUCAUUUCGUUCUUAUUUUCCAUGUUGUCAACAACAAACAACAAGAUCUUUAAAAAUUAAUAAUUCUUCUAAUUUUAAAUUCAAUACUCGAACAAUUUGUAUAAUUAUUAUUCUUCUUUUUAUCUUUUUUCUUAUUGUCAUUAUUCUUCUUAUUGUCUUGAUUGUUGUUGUUCAUCGUUAG